Molecule: messenger RNA, 3922 nt
Organism: Tripterygium wilfordii
Lineage: Eukaryota; Viridiplantae; Streptophyta; Magnoliopsida; Celastrales; Celastraceae
Product: protein SEMI-ROLLED LEAF 2-like
Exons: 20
Coding region: 313-3390 (1025 amino acids)
Source: RefSeq, a predicted model, not a curated record
UACACACAUAAAUACAUAGGCAUUUAACCAUUUUUAACAAUUUUUUUAGAGAGAGAAUGUCAUUCAAUUGAACGGUGAAGGUAAUGCUGGGAAUCCCGUGCAUAGAUUGCAUGGCCUAGGCCUUCUUUCCAGCCUCUGGUCGUCUCUCUUUAGGAUCUGAUCCCAGGCUGGUCAGUGAAUUUGAGAGGAACCCGUUUGCUGCUGAGUCUUUCUUUCCCUUCUCGGCAGUUAAAACCGAGUUUAUCAUUGUCUUGGAAGGGAAAGAGAGGAUAGAACAAAGCUUAAGCAAAUCAAUAUACUUGGGAUACAAAAAUGAGUGCAGUGUCUGGGGUGAUUUCUCGGCAAGUGUUGCCAGUAUGUGGAAACCUUUGUUUCUUUUGCCCUGGUUUGCGGGCUAGGUCUAGGCAGCCUGUCAAGAGGUACAAGAAGCUCAUUGCUGAUAUUUUUCCUCGUUCACAGGAGGAAGGACCUAAUGACAGGAAAAUCGGGAAACUAUGUGAAUAUGCUGCCAAAAAUCCUUUGCGCAUCCCAAAGAUAACAACUUCUCUUGAGCAAAGGUGUUACAAGGAAUUGAGAAACGAAAAUUUUCAUUCAGCUAAAAUCGUCUUGUGCAUUUACAGAAAGUUGUUGGCCUCUUGCAAGGAGCAAAUGCCUUUAUUUGCCAGCAGCUUGUUAAGUAUCAUUCACACUCUGAUGGAUCAAACACGGAGAGAUGAAAUGCAAAUUAUAGGAUGCCAAACUCUUUUUGACUUUGUGAAUAAUCAGAGUGAUGGGACUUACAUGUUUAACUUAGAAGGUUUUAUACCAAAACUUUGUCAGUUAGCUCAGGAAGUGGGAGAUGAUGAAAGGGCAAAAAAUCUACGUUCAGCUGGGCUGCAAUCACUUUCAUCAAUGGUUUGGUUUAUGGGGCAACACUCUCAUAUUUCUGUGGACUUCGAUAGUAUUGUUUCAGUGGUUUUGGAAAAUUAUGGGGUUCCCAGGAAAGACUUGCAGAAUCUUGACAGCAAUAAUCCAGGUCACCAGAGUCGGUGGGUGCAGGAAGUGCUUAAAAAUGAAGGUCAUGUCUCUCCAGAAGAUGCCCUUAUAAGGGUUCCUUCAUGGAGGACAAUUGUGCACGACAAAGGGGAUAUAAACGUGACCACGGAAGAAACCCAGAAUCCAUGUUUCUGGUCUAGGGUGUGCUUGCAUAACAUGGCCAAGCUGGCAAAAGAGGCUACAACCGUACGCCGUGUUCUGGAAUCACUGUUCCGAUACUUUGAUAAUGAGAAUUUAUGGUCACCAGAACAUGGUCUUGCUUUCCCUGUGCUAAAGGAUAUGCAGUUUUUGAUGGAUAACUCUGGGCAGAAUACUCACUUUUUGCUUUCAGUUUUGAUUAAACAUCUCGAUCAUAAAAAUGUCCUUAAACAACCUGACAUGCAGAUUGAUAUUGUUGUGGUAACCACCUUGCUUGCACAGCAUGCGAAGGUUGAGUCUUCUUUGGCAAUAAUUAGUGCAGUACGUAAUGUUAUGAGGCAUUUGCGGAAAAGCAUUCACUGCUCUCUUGACGAUGCAAACCUGGGCGUCGAUGUUAUAAAAUGGAAUAGAAACUUUAGGGAAUCCAUUGACAAAUGCCUCGUGGAAUUAUCAUAUAAGGUUGGAGAUGCAGGCCCGAUUCUGGAUGCUAUGGCUGCAAUGUUGGAGAACAUCUCAAGUAUUACUGUCAUAGCUAGAACCACAAUCUCGGCUGUUUACCGAACUGCUCAAAUUGCAGCUUCCCUUCCAACUUUGUUGUAUCAGAAUAAGGCUUUCCCUGAGUCAUUGUUUCAUCAGUUACUCCUGGCUAUGGUUCACCCAGACCAUGAAACACGAGUUGGAGCUCAUUGCAUCUUCUCUGUUGUUCUUGUGCCAUCUUCAGUUUGCCCUUGUUCGUCAUCAGUUUCUUCUGAAUCAAGAAAAGGUUCAGAAAUUUCAAGGACACUCUCAAGAACUGUCUCUGUCUUUUCUUCUUCUGCUGCCCUUUUUGAGAAGCUAAGCAAGGAGAAAGCUUCCACAAGGGAGUAUGCCUUCACCGAAAACAGGGAAAAUGUUCUUAAUGAGGGCCAAUCUGGAAACAGCGGUUUUGGGGUGUUCGAAAGAUUGAAAUCAUCUUACAGUCGCGUGUACAGUAUGAAAAAUCCUCCUGUACCCUCCACCACUGAUGCAAAUUCUUCAAGCAAUCUUAACAAGGAACAAGAGGUUAAUUCCCUUAGGUUGAGUAGUCGCCAGAUAUCGCUCUUGCUUUCAUCAAUUUGGGCGCAGUCCAUCUGUCCUGCAAAUACACCUGAAAACUAUGAGGCAAUUGCUCAUACGUACAGCCUUGUCUUGCUGUUCUCUCGGGCCAAGAAUUCAAGAAAUGAAGUUCUAGUUCGAAGUUUUCAGCUUGCAUUUUCGUUGCGCAAUAUUUCUCUCAAAGAAGGAGGGCCACUUCCACCAGCACGUCGCAGAUCCCUAUUUACUUUGGCAACAUCAAUGAUCCUCUUUUCCUCAAAAGCUUACAGUAUUCUUCCUCUUGUUCAAAGUGCCAAAAUGGUGCUUAUGGAAACUAUGGUUGACCCGUUUCUACGCUUGGUUGAAGAGCAAAAGUUGCAGGCUGUUAAUACUGCUUCUAAUCACCACACCAAUGUUUAUGGAUCUAAAGAAGAUGAUAACUCAGCUCUAAAAGCUCUUUCAGAACUAGCAUUCUCUGACCACCAGAGUAGGGAAUCCUUUGCUUCCGAGAUUGUAAAGAGUUUGGAAGACGUCUCAGAUUCUGGAUCAUCCACUGUGCGGGAGCGACUCUUCAGUGAAUUCUUACCUGAUGAUGCUUGCCCAUUGGGAACCCAGUUUUUUGUGGAUACUCCACGAAAAGUCUAUCGGGUCGACUCAGAAAACAAUAAAGCCCUUGAGGAGGGUGCUCCAGCUUUUUCAUUAGGUGACGAGGCUUUUGUAGAGUCAUGUGAACGUCAAACCAAACCUGAUAUGGAGUUGGCUGUCGAAAAUCCUGAUCUUUUAAGCAUUAAUCAACUUCUUGAAUCUGUCUUUGAAACGGCGCAUCAAGCUGGAAGAAUUUCUGUAACCGCACCCGAUGUACCUUACAAAGAAAUGGCUCAUCAUUGUGAGGCACUUCUGAUGGGCAAGCAACAGAAGAUUUUUCAUUUGAUGAGUGUUCAGCUGAGGCAGGAGAGUUCAAUUAAUUUUCCGCAACAAAAUCAAGAAAACGAGGCAAAGAAGGUUGGCAAUCCUUUUCUUGACCAAAACACUACCAAUCCAUUCCAACAAUCCAGUGGUGGGGUUCCAAUGCAGUGUGCAGCCGAGUAUCAGCAUCAACCCAACUUCUUCAGAUUACCGGCAUCAAAUCCUUAUGAUAAUUUCCUAAAAGCUGCUGGCUGCUGAUCCCGUAGAGACAUUUUGUAAGAAAAUUACAUAACAGAAUCUCAUUGUCUAGAGAAAGCAAGCAUCAGUGUUGCAUAUAGGUUGUUGAUUCUAAAGCUCGAGGCCUCCACAGCUCUCGGAAUUCACCUUAAUGUAUACAUGUAUAUUUUAGCAUCUGCAGGAAGCCACAUCAGGAAUAGAGAAAUGUUUUUAAGUUCUACCAUUGAACUGAUGUGAGGAGAGAAAAAGAUUGAUUUGGCUAUGAUGCAUACCAUUUGUACCCAAUUCUUUCAUUUUUUGAGGAUAAUUUUUUUCAUUAUUUUGCGGUUGGACUGCACAAAAGGAAGUGUACUGUGUAUCCUCAUUUGCGUCAUCCGUUGUCGAUCAGAGUUCUGGCAAUUCUGUAAGAGUUUUCCAUUUCUGAUGAUAAACAAAGAAUGUAUUUUGUUGUUGUUUCCAUCCAUUUUGAUGGGUUUGUAAUGUUAUAAUGUAUAUGUAAGCUCCAAUUUCUUCUACUUCAUGUUUUGCGAGUCCUUUUUCAUGUUGAACUUUG